Molecule: messenger RNA, 2782 nt
Organism: Linum trigynum
Lineage: Eukaryota; Viridiplantae; Streptophyta; Magnoliopsida; Malpighiales; Linaceae
Source: the annotation of a GenBank genome assembly
AGAAACCAUAAUAUGAUAAAAUGUAGUUAAAUUAUUGGAGAAAUUGAGGUUUUCACCUAUUUACAACUUUGUUAUAGCUAAAAUAUGAUGUAAUAAGAGGAAAAUUCUAAGUAAUUUGACUAAAAUUACAUGUAAUUUAGGCGAGAAUGGGGCCAGAAUAGGGCGGGUCAGGGCGGGUCGGGUGAUGAAAAGUACCCAUGCCCACCCCGACCCGUCCCAAAACAGGGUAAAUAGACUGAGUAAAUCGGAUCAGGUCGUAAUUGUCAUCCCUAAAAGGGCGUCAUACUCCAAUCCAAAAGAGCAAGUGAGACUUUUGACUUGUGAGGAUUAGAGAUAACCCUCCCUCUAUGACACUCGUUGACUAUCUAUGAGAACGUGCUCAAGAUCAAUUGAUGAAUUAAGAUUAAACAUUUUACGGUUAUAAUUUUACACAAAUCCAUCUAACAAUCACGGAGCGUUCGUUCAAGAUACAAUUUAACGGUUGUAUGAUCCUGUGAGCAUGUUCUAUGUAUAGGCCUGUGAGCGUUUAAGCAGAAGAAGCUCCCAAUGGGCCAGAAAGGAGGCUCUUGAUGGGCCAGACUGGGUUAAGCGAGCAGGCUGUUUAUGGUGUAGCCUCAAUUUCUAGUCGGCUUCCAAGUUCUCGACUUGGCAGUUGGGCCAAAUUCUCAUCAUCCAUGUUCUCUUUUGUUGUAUAAUUAUUCUGUUCUAAGUAGAGCUUCAAUGGCCUCACUUGGAUUAGAACCCGGGAUUUACAACUCCCAAAUCUUUAUUGUCGUGGCAGUUUUACCGUGAGUCUAUCAUAACUUUGGUGAUGCAAGUUAACUAUUUGACCAGACGUGUGAGGACAUGGUUGAGAGUUUCCGUUGUUCCUAUUCUAUUUAGGUGGAAGCAUAUAUGCUAUUAUUAUUAACACAGUUUUAUUGGCAGCUCAAGAGUCGUGUCCAAUGUGUAGUCUGAUUGUCAAAUAUUGACUGUUGCUCUGAUAUUUGGCCAAUGCAGUGUUGGGCUACUGUAGCUUGUGUCAUAUAUUCAUUCUCUACUCUUCUCUUCGAUAUCUUACUUUGUUAGCAGAUUGGGUUCCUCGUAAUACUCGCUUAUAUCUUUAGAGAGAAUGAGUUGUUAUUUGCUCAUCUUUUAUCUCCACAACUGUAAGAAUAAAUAUUUCCAAUGAUUUUGAUAUGGAGUAAAAUAUAUCUUCUUUUAAAAAACAAAACUCUUUGGAUAAGAUAUGAAUGAUCUUUUAUUCCAAAAGCGAUUACAAUUUCAUAUUGUUGUGAGGAAAUACAAUCGAUUACUGAAUUGCUCGUCUCGUUAGAUUUAUCAUAGAAUUCAAUACUAAAUAAAUCGUGUCUGGUAUUUUCUAUAAAAAAAUAUUUAAAUUAUAUAUAGAAAACACCCACCAAUAAAAUGCCCGAGAACUGGAAUGAUACUUUCAUCACCAUCAUCCCCAAAGUGGAAGCACCCGAACAAAUCAAUCAAUUCAGACCGAUCAGCUGUUGCAAUUUCAGGUAUAAAGUCAUCACAAAAAUCAUGUCCAACAAAUUACAACCUCUGCUGCCAGAAUUGGUCAAUGAACUCCAAGCAACAUUAACAGGAGGGAGGCAAAUACAAGAUAACAUCAUUAUUGUGCAUGAGGUCCUCAACCAUUUCAAAAAAAAAAAAAAAAUCAGGAAAUCGAAAGGAGAUGAUGAUGAAGCUCGACAUGAGGAAGGCUUAUGAUCUUGUUGAAUGGGAUCUCCUCAUCACCCUUCUCAAGGCGUAUGGCUUCAACGAAGUUUGGUGUGGAUGGAUUGUUGCCUGCAUCUCCACAGUCUCCUUCAAUGUGCUCAUCAAUGGGGAACCAACUGCCAACUUCAAACCAUCUAGGGGUAUCCGACAAGAGGAUCCCCUGUCCCCCGUCCUCUUUAUUUUGAUGUCGAAUGCACUGUCCUUCCUGGUUGAAAAGGCGGUUUUGAAUAAUGAGAUCAAAGGCAUUAAGCUUAACAGAACGUGCCCUACACUCUCCCACUGCUUAUUCGCAGAUGAUACAGUGAUCUAUGGAGAGGCUUCGUGCGAGGAAGCGGGGAAGAUUUUGGACAUCCUUCAACAAUAUGGAGCGAUCACCGGUCAAUAAGUGAAUAGGGACAAGUCAUCUAUAAUCUUUGGCCACAAUGUCACAGGUGAAGAUCAAAGGUGGAUCAUCCAAGAGGCAGGUUUUGAUCCUAGGAACAGCCAUACCAGCUAUCUGGGAGUUCCAACAGUUUGGGGCAGGUCGAAAAAAGAAACAUUCAAUUACCUCCUCCAACGCAUGGAAUCAAAAGGAGAGGCAUGGAAGAGCCUCCUCCUCUCACUAGGGGGAAAAGAAGUUUUACUUAAAGAGGUUUUCCAAGCAGUUCCUACCUACAUUAUGAGCCUGUUCCUCCUUCCAAAGUGCACAACGAAGAAAAUGGAUUCUAUGCUUAAAAGCUUCUUUUGGGGGGGCUCCUUGGUGAAACGAACUAUUCAUUGGAGGGCUGGACAUGUUCUGUACGCACCAAAAGAAGAGGGAGGGCUUGGAUUUCGACCCUUUCACACUUUCAACAUGGCACUCUUGGCCAAACAGGCUUGGAGAAUCCUCACUAACAAGGAUGCCUUGUGGGUCAAGGUACUGAAAAGUAUUUACUUCCCCAACUCGGAUUUCCUGAAUGGAAGAAAAGGCAGCAAAGCCUCGUGGAUUUGGUUGAGCCUUUGUGAAGCAAAAUCAUGGAUGAGACAAGGGCUGAUUCGAGUUAUUGGCAAUGGUAAAUCAACAAGAAUCUUUCAU